AUGCCCGACGCCGCCGCCGCCCAGCGCUCGUGGCUCUAUCCCGGCGACGCGCCCACCAGCCAUCUGCGCAGAUACUCGAGCGACAGCCCCGGCCCGCACUUUGGCCAGGCACGCACCCCCCAUAUGCACUCGGACAUGCCCUUUGACGAACGCCUGGGCGUCGACUUUCUGCUCGACAAUGGCCAGCGCCGCCCCGUCGACCCCAACCUGCCCCCUCCACACCACGCCCGCCCCAGCAACGUCAGCACCAGCCAGCAUGCCCAGUAUGCCCCCAGCCUGGUCGCCCACCUGACGCUGCCUCGCAAUCUGCCCGCCACCUGCCCGCUCGACGUCAUCCUGCUCGACUUUCUGCAGGACCGCCAGAACCGUGCGGCCGAGGGCGUGCCCAUCAAGACGCUCGUUGGGCCACACUAUCCCAACUUCACCUCGCUGGCCUAUCCCGACCGCGCCGUCGAGUCGCACCCGCUGUCCAAGCUCUUCACAGACAUCCUGCGCACCUUUCCCGACAUCUGCGGCCGCCCCGAGCAGGUGGCCAUUGUCUUCAUCAUGUUCCUCAUCAUGCGCUGGCAGAUUGAGCCCACACAGGAGAACUACGACCGCCUGCCCCACUGGGUGACCCCGCGGCCCGCCCAGCUCUUCACUCCCCAUGCCCUGUGGAUCGAUCAUCUUCCGUGGCCCCGUCUGCGCGAGCGCCUCAUCACCGCGCAGCCUCCCGUCUCGUUUGAGAACUUCUUCAUUCCCUUUACCACGACGGUUUCACUCAACUGGCCCUACGAGCAUCGCGACUGCCUCUUGCCUGCCUCGAUUGUCCGCCAUACCACCCUCUCCACCACGUCGUCCUCGAUCGCAGCAUCCUCGCCCUUUUCGACGCAUGUGAAUGCUGGCUCGCCCCAAGGGCCGGCAACGCCCCAGCCACCCACUGGAAAUAUCCCAACCAUGGACCAGCUGCCCAAGGAAGACGAUCAAUGGCUCAUCAACCCAGCCUUCGAGACGCAUCUCCGCGACCUCAACAACUGGUCUUUGGGCCCUAGCUUCCGGGGCACCUUUCCCAUGUUUGCUGAUGCUGUCAAGAUUAAGGAAGGAAGGUGACGUUGCUUGUACACGCAUACAUGGCGUUGCGCUCAGGCCGCUCGCGCGCGUAGUGCGUGUAAAGUCCCUACUGGAAACCUCGCGUGGCAGGCCGCUCGCGUUUGGAAUCGACUUUUCUCGUUAUGUUCAUGUGUUUAAUUAUGUUGCUUGGGCUUUUUUUGUAUUCAUACACGUUCUGGGUAUUCGUUGGAGUGAAGCAGCUCUUGGUAAGCUAUGGAGUGCACGACAGCAUCGGUGCAGCUGGUGGGAACAUGAAUUGACUCGGAUUUUUUUUAAACUCGAACGCUACGAAAUAUAGAGUAUUAAUAUUUGAAUCUGC
This is a messenger RNA of Exserohilum turcica Et28A, 1408 nucleotides long. RefSeq lists its product as uncharacterized. The transcript is spliced from 2 exons. The coding region runs from base 1 to 1089 and encodes 362 amino acids. The record is from RefSeq and is a predicted model, not a curated record. NCBI's taxonomy places the organism in Eukaryota, Fungi, Ascomycota, Dothideomycetes, Pleosporales, Pleosporaceae.